Messenger RNA from Striga asiatica, 3475 nucleotides. Lineage: Eukaryota; Viridiplantae; Streptophyta; Magnoliopsida; Lamiales; Orobanchaceae. The record is from the annotation of a GenBank genome assembly.
AUAAUUAUUAAAUAACAAUAUUGAAUGCAUACUGCAUUUUUUGUCCAAUUAUACAAGCAUGAGCAGAUUCGAUUAAAUCCUCUAUAUAAUCAAUCCUUUCUCUAUUGUUCAUUGCCCAUACUCCAGUAGUCCAGUUUACCAAACGCCCUAAAAGAGAAGGGGACAAAAACAUAGAGCGAAAAGCAAGUACUGUGUGCACUGUCUUCUUCCUCUCCAUUUCCCAUUCAGCUCACUUUCUGUACCUUACCUCUACCCUUUCAUCUUCCCAAUAAUUUAUAUCCCAACAGCUAAAAAAACUCAGAAAAACCCAAAAAAUGCGUCUCCCAUGGCUCCUCCUCUUUGUCCUGUUCCUCUACCUCAGCCGCUCCUCCACCGCAGCGCCGCCGCGGAUGACGGAACACCGCGCCUUGGUGUCUGUCAAAGCCGCCAUAGCCGAGGACCCGCAGUCGGGCCUGGCGUCGUGGAAGGACUCCACGGAGCACUGCACGUGGAGGGGAGUCACGUGCGAUUCCUCGCGCAGGCACGUGACUGCGCUGGACAUCUCCGGCCUCGGCCUCGUCGGAACCCUUUCCCCGGACAUCGGCCAGCUCCGGUUCCUAGUCAAUCUCUCCGCCGCCUCAAACGCCAUCUCCGGCCCCAUUCCUCCCCAGAUCUCUGACAUCCCCGGCCUUCGAUACCUCAAUCUCUCCAACAAUGUCUUCAACCUCAGCUUCCCGCCACAGCUUUACCGCCUUGGGAACCUCCAGGUCCUCGAUCUGUACAACAACAACUUGACCGGCGAUUUCCCUUCCCAGGCGCAUUUACUCACUAACCUCCGCCAUCUGCAUCUCGGCGGGAACUUCUUCACCGGUCGAUUCCCGCCGGAGUUCGGCUCUUUUCCUUACCUAGAGUACUUAGCUGUUUCCGGUAAUGAGCUCACCGGAGAAAUACCGCCGGAAAUCGGGAACUUGACUCAGCUCAAGGAGCUUUACAUUGGGUAUUAUAACGCUUUCACAGGUGGAAUCCCUAAGGAGAUGGGAAAGUUGUCGCAGUUGGUGAAAUUCGACGCCGCCAACUGCGGGCUUACCGGUGAGAUCCCGCCGGAGAUAGGGAAUCUGCAGAACCUCAACACUCUUUUUCUGCAGGUAAAUGGACUUUCCGGCGGCCUCACGUCCGAGAUUGGCAACCUGAAGAGCUUGAUAUCAUUGGAUCUGUCAAACAACAUGUUUUCCGGUGAAAUACCGCCCUCGUUUGCCGAGCUCAGAAACUUAUCCCUCUUAAACCUUUUCAGGAACAAGCUCACCGGCUCUAUUCCUGAUUUUAUCGGCGAGCUGCCGGAGCUACAAGUUUUGCAGUUGUGGGAAAAUAAUUUCACCGGGAUUAUUCCUCCAAACUUGGGAACUAAUGGUAAUCUUCAGGAAGUCGAUGUUAGUUCAAACAAACUGACUGGAAACUUGCCCCAAACUAUCUGUAAGGGCAAUCAGCUUCGCACAUUAAUCACUCUCGGAAAUUUUCUCAUCGGCCCUAUUCCUGACUCGCUGGGUCAAUGCGAGUCACUGAGUCGAAUUCGAAUGAGUUAUAACUUUCUUAAUGGGUCCAUUCCACAAGGGCUAUUGAGUUUGCCUAAACUCACUCAAGUUGAGCUUCAAGAUAAUCUUCUUUCUGGUGCUUUCCCUGAAACCGACGGCCAAUCCACGAGUCUUGGGCAGAUAACUCUCUCGAACAAUCACCUCACGGGGCCUUUGCCAUCAAGCAUUGGCAAUUUCGUGGCCGUUCAGAAGCUCUUGCUCGAUGGGAACAAAUUUUCAGGCCCAAUCCCUGCUGAAAUCGGGAAAUUACAGCAGCUCUCUAAGAUGGAUUUGAGCCACAACGAAUUCUCGGGCCACAUUGCACCCGAGAUCAGCAAAUGCAAGCUGCUGACGUUUGUCGACCUCAGCCGUAAUCAUCUCUCUGGCGAUAUCCCUUCAGAGAUCACUGGUAUGAGAAUCUUGAACUACUUGAAUCUGUCUAGAAAUCAUUUAGUGGGUGGCAUCCCUUCAUCCAUAGCUAGCAUGCAGAGUUUAACCUGCGUCGAUUUUUCUUACAACAAUCUCUCCGGUUUAGUUCCUGAGACUGGCCAGUUUAGUUAUUUCAAUUACACCUCAUUUCUGGGCAAUGCUGAUCUCUGUGGCCCAUAUCUCGGGCCCUGCAAGCCCGGUAUUGCCGGUGGGCCCACGAGGCUACACGAAAAGCCGACUUUCUCCCCUUCCAUGAAACUUAUCCUCGUGAUUGGACUUCUUGUUUGCUCGAUCGUGUUUGCUGUGGCGGCCAUAAUCAAGGCCAGGUCACUGAAGAAAGCAAACGGGGCCCGUUCUUGGAAGCUCACGGCCUUUCAACGUCUAGAUUUCACUUGCGAUGAUAUUUUGGACAGUCUCAAAGCGGACAACAUUAUCGGGAAAGGUGGGGCCGGAAUUGUUUACAAAGGUGUGAUGCCAAACGGGGAAUUAGUGGCCGUCAAGCGGCUGGCGGCAAUGAGCCGCGGUUCAUCUCACCAUGACCAUGGAUUUAAUGCCGAGAUUCAGACUCUAGGGAGGAUAAGGCACAGGCACAUUGUUCGUUUACUUGGAUUCUGUUCGAAUCACGAGAUGAAUUUGCUGGUUUACGAGUACAUGCCAAAUGGGAGCUUGGGUGAGAUGCUUCACAGUAAAAAAGGAGGCCAUUUGCAUUGGGACACACGAUAUAAGAUAGCUGUAGAGGCUGCAAAGGGCCUCUGCUAUUUGCAUCACGACUGCUCGCCUUUGAUUGUCCACCGUGAUGUAAAAUCGAAUAAUAUACUUUUGGAUUCGGGCUUUGAGGCCCAUGUUGCCGAUUUCGGGCUGGCUAAGUUCUUGCAGGAUUCUGGGACAUCCGAGUGCAUGUCCGCCAUUGCCGGUUCGUAUGGCUACAUUGCUCCCGAAUACGCGUACACACUGAGAGUGGACGAGAAGAGUGACGUGUACAGCUUCGGGGUUGUUCUCUUGGAACUUGUCGCGGGCCGAAAGCCCGUUGGCGAGUUUGGUGACGGUGUUGACAUAGUGCAGUGGGUUCGGAAAAUGACAGGUGGCGCAACUGAAGGCGUGCUCAAGAUCCUCGAUCAAAGGCUCUCGACUGUCCCACUCCAUGAAGUGAUGCACGUCUUUUAUGUGGCGAUGCUCUGUGUGGAGGAUCGAGCAGUCGAGCGCCCUACCAUGCGGGAAGUUGUGCAGAUGCUGACCGAGCUGCCCGAUGAAAAAGUAGGAGACUCGAAGGAUGCUGAUGUGGCGAAACCGAAAUCGGAUUUGGAUUCUUCUGAACCACCUGUUCAGGAUCUCCUUAGCAUUUGAAUAUUAGGGGGUAGUUUAGUCUACUCUGGGAGCUUGAGAGUGUUCUUUUUAGUUCAUUUGAAUGUUUGGGAUCAGCUAGUAUUGGUGCCUUUGUGGUUGUUUUGAUGUUGAACUACUUCUUCUUCUUCUUCUUCUUUUUUUUUUUUCUUUUCUUU